Molecule: messenger RNA, 6518 nt
Organism: Hemicordylus capensis (graceful crag lizard)
Lineage: Eukaryota; Metazoa; Chordata; Lepidosauria; Squamata; Cordylidae
Product: zinc finger protein 271-like
Exons: 4
Coding region: 363-2567 (734 amino acids)
Source: RefSeq, a predicted model, not a curated record
GGGAAAUGGUCUCUUCCUGGUCCGUUGUCUUGUUCUGUGGGGGAAAGCCAACUUUUGAAUGGUUACAGGAGAGCCAUUUAUCACUGGGCCUCGCCUUGAAAAGGGUUGAUGUGGAGAAGACUUUCCCCACACAGCACAAGUCUCACCCUUACAGAGAGCCAGAGUGUGACAGGGGAGUGGAGAGUGCAGUGCAGAUGGAACUUCAACCCCAAGCGUAGAGACGAGUCAGCAUUUUCAGUCCCAGAAUUCCAGACAGGUGGACCUCUUCGGUCUGUGCUAUACUUUUAGAAAAGACAAACUACAGGGUGGAUUAUGAAAUUCUGCAUGGUGCGGAGAAAGUGGAUAGAGCAUGCAAGAAUUAUAUGAGUGAAAUCAGAGUGGAGAACCUUGAGAAGAGGAGCAGUCAGCCAGACAUUCAACUUGUGAUGUUCCCAGAAACUCCCCAGAGGAAUGUUUCCUUCAUGUCUGAGGCUGAUGAGAGCAGGCAGACAUCCACGAUGUGUCAACAAGAACAGUCACGGAGAACUCGCACUGAAUAUGAGGGCAGUCUCGUGCCCUUUGACCAAACUGCAGUCCACCCAGAUGAGGAAUCUGUGAAUAACGACAAGAGUCAUCAGCAGAAAAUCUCUGAGCAAAGGGAGGAACUUCGGGCAUCAGUGAGACCAGACAAAGAGAGGAUUUCGCACCAUCCUAUGAAAAGAGAAGCCUCUGAGUGCCAGCAGAAAAGCUACAAAGACUUAGAUGAAAUCUCGGUCAAGAAGGAGAAAGAGAAGGAUGGAGGAAGAUUAUCUGAAUGUGAGACAAGUUCACACACAAUGAUUAGAACUCUCUCAGAAGAUAAAGCAUAUAAGUGUUCAGACUGUGGAAAAUCCUUCUGUAGGAAUGCUAAUCUUAUAAGACAUUAUAGGAUCCACACAGGGGAAAAGCCAUAUAAAUGCAUUGUUUGUGGGAAAAGCUUCUCCCAGAAAGGAAACCUGGCUAUGCAUGAGAGAAUCCAUGCAGAAGAUAAACCAUAUAAAUGCUUGGAAUGUGGAAAAUCCUUCUGUAAGAAUGCUGACCUUAUUAGACAUCACCGAAACCAUACAGGGGAAAAGCCAUAUACAUGCUCAGUGUGUGGGAAAUCCUUCAGUAUGAACUCUGACUUUAUGAUACAUUUCAGAACCCAUACAGGAGAGAAACAGUAUAGAUGCUCAGAGUGUGGUAAAAGUUUCAAUAAGAAGUGUAACCUGGUAGCGCAUGUGAGGAUCCAUACAGGAGAGAAGCCAUACAGAUGCUCAGAGUGUGGGAAAUCUUUCACUACCAACUCUGAAGUCUUUAAGCAUUAUAGAACACACACCAGACACAAACCCUAUGAAUGUGUGGACUGUGGGAAAAGGUUCAGGCAGGAAGCUCAUCUAGUUGCACACAUGAGAAUCCACACGGGUGAGAGGCCAUAUGAAUGCGCAGAUUGUGGGCAAACGUUCACACGGAAAGGGAACCUCGCUCUUCACGAGAGAAUCCAUACAGCAGAAAAACCAUAUAAAUGCCUGGAAUGUGGGAAAUCCUUCCAAGCUAACUAUAAACUUAUUGCACAUCAAAGACUUCAUGCAGGAGAGAUGCCGUACGAAUGCUCAGACUGUGGGAAAAGCUUCAUCCAGAAGGGAAGCCUCCUUGCCCAUCUGCAGUUACACUCAGAGAAGAAACCAUAUGAUUGCACGGAUUGUGGGAAAUCCUUCCUUACAAGCUCUGAUCUCCUUAGACAUCAGAGAACCCACACAGAAGAUAAACCAUAUGAAUGCGUGGAUUGUGGGAAAUCCUUCAUUAUGAACUCCGAUCUCCUUAGACAUCAGAGAACCCACACAGGAGAAAAACCAUACGAAUGUUCAGAUUGUAAUAAAAGUUUCAGUCGGAAAGAUGGCCUCCUCAAACAUGUAAUAAUCCAUAAUGGGGAGGAAUUGAGCACACAGGCCAAACCAUAUGAAUGCCUGCGCUGUGGAAGAAGCUACAAUUACAAGCAAAACCUCAUAAUACAUAUGAGAAAUCACACUGGAGAAAAGCUGUAUAAAUGCUCUGAUUGCAAGAAAGCCUUCAAUACGAACUCUGAACUGACCAAACAUCGGAGAAUGCAUACAGGGGAGAAGCCAUUCAAGUGCUUGGAUUGUGGGAAAAGCUUCAGCCAAAAGGGAGACCUUGUCGUCCACAUGCGAAUUCACACAGGAGAAAAACCUUAUAAGUGUACUGACUGUGGGAAAUGUUUUAGCCUUAGCUAUCUUGUCAUCAGGCAUCAACAAAUGCACACCGGGGAGAAACCAUUUACAUGCUCUGAAUGUGGGAAACGUUUUGGUAUCCGCUGCAAACUUAAUCGGCAUCAGCAGAUCCACACAGGGGAGAAACCACAUAGAUGUCCAGACUGUGGGCAAUGCUUCACUCGCAAAACAAACCUUUUCAAACACAUGAGAGCCCACGUGGGAGACAAACUGCAGAAAUGCGCUGAAUUUGGGGAACGUUUCUGUGAUCCUCCUGAUUUUAAUCAGAAUGAGAGAAUGCCCACAGAAGAAAACCCUAGGCGGCUUCUUGCAAAUACUUAAUACAAAAAAAGAAAGAAAAAGCUUUCUGCAUGCUGGAAUUUGUAUAAUAAUGAUCCAGAUGUUUGCAAGCGUCUCUGUUUUCUCCUACAGAACUGUUUCACAAAAGCGCACAGGAAGUUGAGAGGAGAAUAACAGGAUGCACUUGAGGAACCUGUUACUUGGGUGAGAAUUGCUUAAAAGAGCUAGCCACCUAGGAGCAGCAGUAAUGGCUCUCUCAGUGCAGACUAGUUGAGGGCCUUUGUGACACCAAUAGCAGGGAGUCACUGUUAGUUAUAGUUAACUUUCAACUGAGAUUUUCACAGAAUGGUUUCUUAUUCUGUUCUAGUUCAGAGAAAAGCAAAGGUCCACUUUAGUUUUGAGUUCAGAUUUGGUUUGACUCCUGGCUCAACAGAGAGUAAACAAAUCUUCACCUGAACCAGUGGAGAGUACACUGAACACCAGGUGCUAGGCAACACCAAAGGGAGGAGGUGGUUGCCCUCUUUUAACCCGCUUGCAGGCUUCCCUGAUGGACUUGGUCAGCCACUGUGUGAAGCAAGAUGCUGCCCUGGAUGGGCCUUGGCCUGAUCCUGCAGGGCUUUCUUAAAUUCUUACCAACUCUAUUGCAUGUCUAAUAAUGCUGCGCAUUUUAAAGCACUGCUUAGUGACUAACCCUUCUGUGGGCUCACUGGAGCCAAGCCCCACGUUAAAAUAAACACAAGUUCCUGCUUGCCCUAGUGGUCAGUUGUGGGAAGAGGGUCUUUGCGUAGGGUCACUGGACAAAAACUGAGCUUGUAGGAGCACAAUGUUAUGCUCUUCAUACCAUGCUAGCAUUCUGCAAGGGCAGGUCCCCGUUCUCUGGAAUCCCCCUCUCCCAAGGAUCAUUAAAGCACUUGAAGGUGCAGACAGACUUGGGCAGUCCAUCCCUUCUGUGGUUCUGCUUUCCUUUUGCUAGACUGCUGAUGUGUAUUUUGAGGUAAUAUCCUGAACUGAACUUUUAGGAUUCAAAAUGUCCCAUUUUCCAUAUUGUUCUGGUAGUCUUGGGCUACUUGGGUGCCAAAUUUCAGCUCUUAGUUAAGUAUUGAUUAAGCACUUCAUUUUGUACAGGAGUUCAAUUUUCAGACAUUUCAAGUAAUCGGGAUGCCUUGGGCUACACGUGUGCAAAGCUUCAGGGCUUCGGGAAGUAGCCCAACAAUGGCAAUUCCUCAUGAGAAAGUGAGUGAGGCGAUAUAUAUAUAAUGUGUGUGUGUAUAAAAAUGCAGUAGCACGCAGCCUAUGGGUUACCAACCUUGGGCCCACUGUUCCCUGAAGCAGGGAUCCCCAGAUGUUGUGGACUACAACUCCCAUAAUCCCCAGACAAAGGCCACUGCACCUGAGGAUGCUGGGAGUUGCAGUCAAUAACAUCUGGGAAUCCCUGUUACAGGGAACACUGCUUGGGUCCCCAGAUGAUGUUGGACUAUAACUUCAUCCACAGGCCACUGUGGCUGUGGUUGAUGGGAGUCCAACAAUAUCUGGAGGCCCAAAGUUGGGAAUCUCUGUCUUAACCCAACUUCAGCUCUACAGUCAUGGAAACUGGGGUACCUGUGGGCAGCAACAUGAGAAGUGGGAUUUUAAACACCAUGAAAAACAUCACUGAAGUUGCAUCCGGCUUCAAGAUGGAAGAGUGCCGAAACAGCAGCUGGGAGUUUCAAGAUGGAUGAGCGCCUGCUUGCUGUCUGUUAAAGGCUGGUUUGAAAAAAUAUGGGAGAUUGUGGUCACUGAGAAAAAGUCAGCUGAAAAAGAAAAAGUCAGCUGAAAUGAAGGGAGCAGUAAAUCUAGUUUUUGUAGGAUUUGCUUUUGGAGAAGGAAGGAGCUCCUAUUUCUCAACUACAUUGGUGCAACCAAACCAGCAUAUAAAAUGCCAGGGAGACACAAUGGAUUACAUUUUUUUGUGGUUAUUGGCUGAUAUCCAGAUUAUCAAAGUGCAUGUGUGAAAGUGCUGAGCAAGUGCAAGGAUGUUGCACUAGUUCUAUUAUGUUGGGAGCUUGUGUUCUAGACUAGUGUUGUACUAGUGCAAACAUCCUUGCACUUGUACAACAGGGCGUGCAACCUCUGGUGUGCCUGCUGGUGUCAUGGCUCAGACUUCGGAAUCGGAAGACUCAGAGCAGGAAGACUCGCCUGCUAGUGAGCCACAGCAGCAAGAUUUGGCAGAGAAACCAGACUCGGGACCUGAGGAUUAUCAACAGCUGCCAGACUUGAAUUCUGAUGUGGAGGAGCCUGGGAUUCCACCUAUAGUGAGACAAAGUAUCAAGAGGCAGGCUCAGAGAGACUCACACAGGUGCAGCAGAUAACAGGGAAGAAAGCCAAACUGCUGACUCAGGGAAGCCUGAUUGGUUCCUGGUUCUGUUGAGCCAUAUAUAUUCAACAGUCUCUCAUGGCUGAGUUGCUGGUUGAAACUUUGCUGGCAGCAGAUACUGUGCUCUUGGAAUUAUAUCUUUUCUGUGUUCCAGUUUGUCUUGUCUUACUUCCCUGCAUUGUUCCCUUAAUUCCUUGUUCUGUGUUCUUCGCUUGUUUCAUUCCUUGUUUUGUCUUUUCUUCCACUUAUUACUCAGUUAUUAUUAGAGGUGGGUACCUAGUUUCAGUUCAGGGGACUUAAUUCAUUUACUGUUUUCUUUGUGAGCCUUUUAUUUUCCUUCAUCCAGUUUUGUUGCUGCUUUCUGUUUACUCUCUUUCUCUGGGGGUUGUAAAUCCUGUAGGGAUAGCUGGGAUAGCAGUUCACAACAGUUGGUGGGAAAUCUUUCUCCAUCAAUUUACAUUGCCUGAAGCAUUGUGCCAGUGCACAACUUCAGGAUUUUGUGCAUCUGCCCAUCUUCCUUGCAGGUGCACAAAUUUGUUGCACAAGUGUAGUGUUGGAUGUUGGCCAUUAUUUAUGGUGACUAUUAUUUAUAUGUAGUGACAAAAUGUGUUGUUUUCUAGUCACAGUGAUCCUUCUGUACCCUGGAAAUUGUUGUUGACAAUCCAGAGAAAGAUCCUCAGAAUUGUUACUCCUUGAAUCCUUUCUUAGGAGAUAAGCAGUAGGCGGGCAAGAGAAAAGGGGAGGACAGCAUAACAGCUGCAACAAGGAACAAUUAACUCAGGGAAGAGUUACUGCUUCCCUUGUGAGAAAGGAAUUUAAGAACAGCUGAGACAUUUGUUUUGUGUAAGCAACUGAGGAUGAUGUAUUGACUUUGAAACCAGUUUUGUUUUUAACCUGUAACAUCUAGUGGAUGGUAUUUUAUCUUUGCGUAAUAAAGAGGUCUUGGUGGAAGAAGUGUUUAGAGUUAAUAUGUGCAUAGUAUUGCAAACUCAUCAACAUAAUUAUUACAUUAAAAUGAAUUAUUGUUAAUCAAAGUGAGGGGGCAGAGGGUUGGAGUCGGGGGAAAGGCAAGGGGAAAGAGGGAUGGUGUCAAUAGGCUCAGGAAUAGGGGCAGAGGACAUCUGGUCACAAGCGGCCAAUUGCAUUGAAUCACUGCCCAAGAGCUCUUCUUGGCUCCUGCUGUUGCUGCAGGAUAUUCCUGUAUGUGGUCCAGAAAAGUCCCCGUGGGCUGGAUCUAGCCCCCGGGCCUUAUGUUGUGCAGGCCUGAUUUAAACCAACCAAACACUGUCAAGCGGUUUCUAAGGACAAAGCACUCCUGCCAUAAAUAUGGUUAGAAUGCAAGAGGAAAGGGGUGCAAAAAAAAGACACGGCAAAAUCAGAUGAUGGGAAGUUGGAGCUGAAUUCCCCCCACCCCUCUGGCACCCAUAACUGCACCCCAUAUUUAUGGUCACUUUUCCAUGCAUCAGGGUUCUGAACCACAAUGCAUGAUGGGAGUUGUCUAACAACAUCUGAGUACCCAGGUUUCAGAACCCCUGUCAUAUGCUAUUCCCACCUCCUGAUAAGGAUCUCAUUCAUUUUCCUCCAAUAGCUUCUUGGGUUGUCUCAAAUAUUUUAGACUCUCAUAAUUCGCUGGAACAUCG